CCCGAUGCCGGUUGCUGCCAGGGCUCCGAGCAGCCACCGCAGCCUCUCUGCCCCCCGCCCUCCUCUCCCACUUCCGAAAGUGCCCCCACGGAGGCCGGCGGGGACGCGGUCCGAGCGGGGAGCACCGCCCCCUCGCCUGCUCAGCAGCAGCAUGAAUGCGGCGACGUGGACUGUCAGGAGCCCCGCGAAAACCCCUGCGACUGUCAUAGGGAGCCGCCCCCCGAAACCCCAGACAUCAACCAGCUGCCGCCAUCCAUCCUGCUCAAGAUAUUUUCCAAUUUAUCCCUGGAUGAGCGUUGCCUUUCUGCAUCGUUGGUUUGCAAGUACUGGCGUGACCUUUGUUUAGAUUUCCAGUUUUGGAAACAGCUGGAUCUUAGUAGUCGUCAGCAGGUCACUGAUGAAUUAUUGGAAAAAAUUGCAUCAAGAAGUCAAAAUAUAAUUGAAAUCAACAUUUCUGAUUGUCGCAGUAUGUCUGAUACUGGCGUAUGUGUUCUAGCAUUUAAGUGUCCUGGACUACUUAGGUAUACAGCCUACAGGUGUAAACAGCUUUCUGACACCUCUAUUAUUGCGGUUGCCUCUCACUGUCCUUUACUUCAGAAAAUUCAUGUAGGCAACCAGGACAAAUUAACUGAUGAAGGACUCAAACAGCUUGGCUCAAAAUGCAGAGAACUCAAAGAUAUUCAUUUCGGCCAGUGUUACAAGAUCUCAGAUGAAGGCAUGAUCGUCAUAGCUAAGGGCUGUCUGAAAUUACAAAGAAUAUACAUGCAGGAAAACAAAUUAGUGACAGAUCAGUCAGUGAAAGCAUUUGCUGAGCACUGUCCUGAACUUCAGUACGUUGGCUUCAUGGGUUGUUCAGUUACUUCUAAAGGAGUCAUUCACCUAACCAAGCUAAGAAACCUUUCCAGCUUGGACCUACGUCAUAUCACUGAACUGGAUAAUGAAACUGUGAUGGAAAUUGUCAAGAGGUGCAAAAAUCUGAGCUCUCUCAAUCUUUGUCUGAACUGGAUCAUAAAUGACAGGUGUGUGGAGGUCAUUGCAAAGGAAGGACAAAACCUGAAAGAGCUGUAUUUGGUAUCCUGUAAAAUCACAGAUUAUGCACUGAUAGCCAUUGGGCGAUAUAGCAUGACAAUAGAGACCGUGGAUGUUGGCUGGUGUAAAGAAAUCACAGAUCAAGGAGCCACGUUGAUUGCGCAGAGCAGCAAGUCUCUGAGAUAUCUGGGGCUGAUGAGAUGCGAUAAAGUCAAUGAAGUGACGGUGGAACAGCUGGUGCAGCAGUACCCUCACAUCACCUUCAGCACCGUCCUGCAGGACUGCAAGAGGACCUUGGAGAGAGCCUAUCAGAUGGGCUGGACCCCCAACAUGUCUGCCGCCUCCUCCUAACACUCCUGCCCAGGCUUAGAUCCACUUGGAUCACUCAGCAGGGCAGAAAGGAAUUGUAGAUUUGGGGUGGGUGGUCUCCUGGAAAGGUUUUAACUGUCACAUGUCUAUGUGUGUACCCAAGUGUGUAUAUUUGUGUCUCGUUUGCAUACUGCACAGCAUAAGCGCAAUUGCUAUUUAUUCUCAGGUGAGCUGGGUUUUUUCUUAAAAAUUAAAGAUUGUGAAAGCCGGAAACCUUUUAGUUUUCAGUUCGAAGGCUUAUUUCUCUAGAAAGAUGUUCUGUUCCUACCAUGGAGUCAAAAAAAAUCAAAUAUAUUAUUUCGAGCUUCUAAUUACUGCCACUUGAUGAUACCCCAAAAUGCAGGCUAUUGCCUUCUUUUCUGGUGAGAUAGAAUUGUGCAUGUCUACUGAUGACAACCAGAACAUAGGUGAGGUUACACUAAUUAGAAGCCUGGAAACCUUUUCGAAAUUUCAAGUCCAUGUACACAUAUAGGUUCUCACACUCUCUCAUAUGCAUGCACCUGUGCCCGCAUAUGCAUAUCAGGGCAGUUUCUUUCUAGAUCAUUUUCUGACAGAGGGGCCUUUCUCCAGGCCACUGAGAGAGCGUGUCAGCCACAGGUGGCCAGCUUGCUAUCUGGUAGGCAACUUAGGGACUAGAGAAGAUAAAGCCUUUUGUAAAAUUUUUCUGUGGAGGCAGCAAUCUGAACUCCUCUGGCCAGCUCACAGAAGUUAAUUAUUCAUUAUUCUACAAAUGCAUUCUGUUGAGUAAUACAUUUUUUAGUUGGGUUUUAUGUUAACAUUAUGUUAGCUUUUAUUUCAUGCAUAGUAACUGGUCUGGAUAUAUUUUAAUGAUAUUUGGAGCUAAUUUUAGCAUUAUCCACAUUAAAGCCACCAAUGUAAUUAAUGGUGUGAAGUUAUUUUUUAAAAAUCUACAGAUCACUUAAUUAUUUUUGUUAAUUUGGGUAAUUAUGAAAUUAUAUUUCUGAGAUUUGGGGGGAGUCACAAUAGAAGAUUAAUGAGUGAGAUGUAAGUAGACAAUCUUUUUUUUUUUUUUUUUGCUUUGCUUUGCUUUGGGCUUUAGAACAGGUUUUUUGGAUAUAUGCAUGUUAUUUUUUGAAUAGUUCUUAUGCUACUGCAAAAGUCUAUUGCUGGUUAAUGUAUGAGUUAAGAAGAAAUAUUAUAAAAUCUUUUCAUUAAGAUUCUGUUUACACUUGUCAGAAAUAAGCAUUUCUUUGUUUAAAGAUUGACACCUUUCAGUUAAGAAAAUAUCUAUCAGUAAAUGAAUAUAAGUUUUGAUUUCACACAUCUUUACAAUUAAUUCAUAUUAGGGACUCAGGCUCAACUAACCUUUCCUGUGUCCAGGUUUAUAAUCAAGACAGCAGGGAGCCUUUUUACACUAAAGAGUGAUUAUCUUUCCCAGUAGAGCUAGGUACAAAACCCUGACUUGUGAGUUUUGCUAUUUAUUCUUCCCCAAAGUGGACAUAGCUGUUCUUUGGUCUUUAACGGUGAUACUAAAGUUUGAGUUGUUAAACCACAUUGCUAAAAUGAGACUAGCCAUAAGAAACAAGAAAUAGCUUUACAUUCAAAUGCCAUUCACUUACUCAUAAUGACUCCAAAAAAUGUAAACAACUCUUUCUUUUGUUAUGUCAACAUGUUUCUGCUGUGGCAUCUUUUUUUGCUUUUAAUCCCAGUUAGGGAAAUCUAGUAAGUAACCACCAAGGGUAUUUUUUUUUUUUAAAUCACUAAAUGGGUUACUAAUUUAACUUGAAGGGAAUAAAAUUUGUGUAAGAAAAAAAGCUGUUUACUAUUAAUAAAUUGCAGUUCUUACAUAUCAAACUAUAUCAUUUUCAUAUUCAUUUCCCCUCCAUUGAAAAAAUAUCUUAAAUCAUAAUAUUUUAACUGGUUUUUAAUCCAAAACUAAUUUAUAAGACAGUAUGUAUAGUAAUAGUAGCUUGAGUGAAUAAGCAAAAUUUUAAUUUUUAUAUAUGUCACACUAUAUUUUAAAUAGUUAAAAAAGACAAAAGAAGGAAGAGCCAUUGAUGAUAUAGAUGGUGCCAUUUCAGUUCAAAGUUGUAAUAAUCUUUGGAGUGUUACAGUUUGGUUGUCAAAUGGUUUCAGAAGUGUAUAAUUGAUUUUUGUUUAAUGUUGCGUUGUUUGAAUCUAAAGUACAGCACUAUAACAUGCUUCAGCUUGGGGUGGGUGGUGGGAGGGGACUUGCACUUAAUUCUUUAAGUUGUUGGCUAAUCCAGAAAGCCUGAUGCAACAUAACCUGGAAAACUGCUUUGGUGUUUUUGUAGAAAUCUGUAGAAAUAUCAUAUCUAGCCUCAAAGCAUUAAUCUCAAAAAACAACCAGAAAAAGCAUUACCCUGAGUGAUCCUAUGAUGGUUGUUGAAUGUGUUCUCAUUAGAUGCUUUACAAGGAGGCUUAAAAUGAUUUUUCUGGGCAAUAUAGAGUUUCUUUUUUUUGCUUAGAAUGUCAUAAAUAUAUGUGAACAUGUUUAUUGCAGGGCUUUUUAUCCUCUCCAAAAUGUCAGCAGUAUUUUCAGAAUAAAGACUAUAAAAUACAUUGCUGUAGUGGAAAAUUCUGGUCCUUUGUCUUUAACGUCUUUUUGAGUGGAUAAAGGAAAUUCACCCAGUUUGUAGUUUCUCUAUUUCUGUGAAUCUUUUGACCUUGCAAUGGGUUGCAAUAAAAGAAAAACAAAACCU
Pteropus alecto (black flying fox) is the source of this 4082-nucleotide messenger RNA. RefSeq names its product F-box and leucine rich repeat protein 17 (gene FBXL17). The record is from RefSeq and is a predicted model, not a curated record. NCBI's taxonomy places the organism in Eukaryota, Metazoa, Chordata, Mammalia, Chiroptera, Pteropodidae. The annotation marks the transcript as partial. Gene Ontology annotation, biological process: SCF-dependent proteasomal ubiquitin-dependent protein catabolic process. The transcript has 9 exons. Gene Ontology annotation, cellular component: SCF ubiquitin ligase complex. Gene Ontology annotation, molecular function: protein binding.